GCUUGAGCCAGUGUUUACCGUUGCUAAGUAACAGGCACAAAAAUCAGACAGCUAAAACCUCUACACGUAAGUAUCGGUGCAGAUUUAUUUUUUGUUUAAGAUGACAGGAAAACAGACACGGGAUUUUAUCCAGCAAAACGCAAUUCACGUUGAGAUGAUCCGGAAGGAGCAAAGACACCACAGACUCCACACCGAGUUCAGCAUCAAUCCACACAGGAAAUUACAUGUCCUGGCAGACAAACCCAUGUCUAGGAACUCAGAAGAAGUUAUUGAAGAGAACUCUGACUUCAUCAAGGCUUUUCAUAACGCCCGCCAGGAACCCACCAAAAAAUAUACAAGUCCGGUGACCGAGAGUCAGGAGCUAGGAUGGCUGUCGGCUUCACUGAUCCCAUCAAAUCGUGACGACAGGAGAUUCAAUUUCUACCGGUGCAGCACGGACAUCACCAAAUAUAAAGAAUCUGCCCUACGAUCAUCAAAUUAGACAAUGACACUUACAAUGGAGAUCUCCAUAAAGUGAACAACUGGUUCAGGUUUAUUGCCCUUUCACAUUUCUGUCUUUGCAAACUAAGAAAAGCACUUGCAGGGGAACCAUUUGCACAGAUCUAUACAAAACACAGUCGCCCAUCACAUAAUCAUUAAUGAAUGGGAAAGGGCAAAGAUGGCAGCUGCUCAAUAUUAUAAAAUGUCAUGACACAUGGGGGAGAAGCAGCUGAGUUGGGGGGAAAAAAACAAACAAACUAUACACCAAAUUCCAGAGCUCACAGUGUAAUUUAACCAGAGAAGAGGGCUGUGUAGAUACAA
Molecule: messenger RNA, 801 nt
Organism: Monopterus albus (swamp eel)
Lineage: Eukaryota; Metazoa; Chordata; Actinopteri; Synbranchiformes; Synbranchidae
Gene: cfap144
Product: cilia and flagella associated protein 144
Exons: 4
Coding region: 101-481 (126 amino acids)
Cellular component (GO): ciliary base
Source: RefSeq, a predicted model, not a curated record